AUAGUGAGCUAAAUUGGACCAAAAAGCCAACAACUCUCAAGAAUUAAUGCACCACCACGACCACUGAACAGUGCUGGCAGCAAUGCACAAGCUUGCACUCCUAGCAAUACUGCUCACAGCAAGCGCAGGAGACGACAGCCUCCAACAACUCGUCGAGGACCUGCGCCAAGAAGCAAGGGAGGAAUUCGAAAGCAUAAAGGGCAUCGACGCCAGCGAACUCGACGGCUACGUCGACGCGUUCGUCGCCGACGGCUUGUCGAGGAUCACGCGGCGCGUCUCCAUGGAACUCGACGACGACGGCGAGGCGCAGGCGCAGUUCGAGUGGGUGCAGCGGGAACGGCGGCCGACGGUGGUGGCGCCCUUACCGUGCCCCGACACGCACCGCUGCGGCGUUUGCGGAAGGGCGUCCUCGAGGCACGUCGCGAGUCCCUUCGAGGUCGCGCUCAUCUCCAAUAAUGCGGAAGAAGCGGCCCCGGGCCUCUUCCACCAGCGGGGCAAGACGGCGCGCGCGCUGGAGGAUGUUCAGCUGCCUGCAGUCAUGAGCCUGGCACGCCGCGCCCUGACGAUUACGGGAACCACAUUCAACGCGUCGCUGACCCUCGCGGGGGGCCUCCUGACGCGCAUCGCCGCGGAACCCGACGGCGCCCUGCAGGCGCCCUCCCAAAAACCCUACUGGGAGGCCCACGUCGACCAAGACAACAAACAAGCCUACGACUACUCGGCUUUGGUGUAUUUCGAGGACGGCGGCGUCGACUUCGAGGGCGGCGCCCUGAUCUUCGAGGACGGCGAGACGAUCCUGCCGCGGCGCGGGCGCCUCGUCGCGUUCUCGAGCGGGCCGGAGAACGGCCACCGCGUCGCCAGGGUCGAGCGGGGCGCGCGGACGGCGCUGGCGCUCUGGUUCACGUGCGUGCAACCGGAGUGAUGCGGCGCGUCGGCCACCGCGGAGGCCGUGUUUUUUGUACGAGGCGCUCUGGUUCAUGUGCGCCGCCGCAGAGUGAUUACUGGCUGUUUCGUGGAGGAACGCCGGUUGCGCGCGCCGUAGACCACGGCGCGCGUCCAAGUGCCAGGGCAUCUGGAGCCAAUGUUGUAUAAGUUGUUUUAUUGGUGAAGAAUCUUCUGCCCGUCCACUCAUCAGAAGCCGUCCGUCAGGGGGGGGGGACCGGCCCGUCGCGGGCGC
Messenger RNA from Pelagomonas calceolata, 1177 nucleotides. NCBI's taxonomy places the organism in Eukaryota, Pelagophyceae, Pelagomonadales, Pelagomonadaceae. The record is from the annotation of a GenBank genome assembly.